AGAGCUGGGGACUUCGCUGGAGAGAUGGCACCGGCCUGAGGUCAAGGAGAAAUUGAACUAAACUCUCCUUUGAAGACUGUUUCCAGAGGCCCGUUCCCGAAGCCGGAGUCCCGACCCGAAACCGUCCCCGGCCGGCUCGCUCGCUCAGCAGGGCGCGGCUCCAGCGCCACCCGGCUCGCCCCGAAGAGGUGGGACUUUCCCCACCGGAAGUGAUCCCGUCCAGUCUCGGGGAACUGGGGCACCUCAGCCAGUGUGUCAGGGAAACCCUUCCGGCAGCGCUGGGGCAGCGGAGAGACAGAGGAGCCAGCGGGUGGCCAUGGCCUUGGCGUGACAGAGCCUCCCCGGCGGCCGGGCGGGUGCGGACGGCGGGGCCGGACGACCCCCGCGGGAGCCGGGGCCCAGAAACCCGCCCGGGCAGCGGUAACUGGAACGGAGCCCUCAGGCCUGAGCCGGCUGGGCUGCGCGAGCAGGAAGCGGGGUCCCUGGGCCCCUUUGUGUGAAGGGCGGGGGAGGAGUGCCGGGCAGCCCCGGGCUGCGGGCUCCUCCGACGUCCGCCUCGCCGCAGGGUCCCCUCGCCGCAGCCCCCACCCUUUCCCUCCCGGGGGCACGCGCCUCCUCGCCACCCUCGCCGGGCUUUUCCCAGGCUCGCCCUCCUCCCCACGCCCCCUGCUCGGGCUGCAGUUCCUAUAGGAAGGGCAUUACCAUCCCUUCCCCACCCUCCCCGACUCUACGCUCUUUCCCCUCCCCCUCCUGUAACUUCCUCUUCUUCCCCGGUUGGGCCCUCUGCUCCUCUGCACUCUCCUCCCCAGUUCGCAGAUUUCCGCCCACCUUCCGCCUCGUCUAGCCGCGCCACAGCUAGCGGGGUGAUCUUUCCCCCCCUCUGGUAGGAGUUGGUGAAGGUGAGACUCAUGAGGGAAUACAAGGUAGUGGUGUUAGGGAGUGGAGGGGUUGGCAAAUCUGCCCUUACUGUGCAGUUUGUCACUGGGACUUUCAUUGAGAAAUAUGACCCCACCAUUGAAGAUUUCUACCGCAAAGAGAUCGAAGUGGACUCUUCCCCCUCCGUGCUGGAAAUUCUGGACACCGCAGGAACUGAGCAGUUUGCCUCCAUGAGAGAUCUCUACAUCAAAAACGGCCAAGGUUUCAUCCUGGUUUAUAGCCUGGUUAAUCAACAGUCUUUUCAGGAUAUCAAGCCAAUGAGAGAUCAAAUUGUCAGAGUGAAGAGAUAUGAAAAAGUCCCACUAAUCCUAGUAGGAAAUAAAGUGGAUCUGGAACCAGAAAGAGAGGUUAUGUCUUCAGAAGGCAGAGCUCUGGCUCAAGAAUGGGGCUGUCCUUUCAUGGAGACAUCGGCAAAAAGUAAAUCAAUGGUGGAUGAACUUUUUGCUGAGAUCGUCAGGCAAAUGAACUAUUCAUCCCUGCCGGAGAAGCAAGAUCAGUGUUGUACAACUUGUGUCGUCCAGUAAAGAAGAUAACCUCAAUCAUGGCCAUACCGAGCAGAUAAAACUCAGAGGAAAUUUGCACAGAUGCUGCUUUGGAGAACUUUACAACCUGGGUUGCAGAACUGAGCCUUGGUAAACCUGUCUCUAUUACAGCAUGUUGCCAUACAUCUAUUUAAGUGCAUAAGGUCUUUGGCCUUCAAGAUCCAUCGACCUUAAACAGGAAUGCUUAGCACGUUUACCAUACGUUUAAAAUCCAUUCUUUAUCAAUCAGUCCUUUUAUAGCUUUCUAAGUUCUUAUUGAUGGCUAAUAUACAAGGGUUAAUUUUUAAUAUUUUAAUUGAUUUCUUUAAUCAGUUUCUCGACUUGUAUUUAUUAAAUACUCAAACUCAGUAUUACCUACUCAAUGCCUUUUAAAAGAAAGUUAUAAUGGAGAAAAAAUUGAGCCUUAAACAAAUGGUUACUUCUGUAUAUUACCUCGUACCAGUGCUUCAUCCUAUUUGUAAAAUCUUUCUCCUUUAAAAUUAUUGGUUAAUACUUUGAGACUUUGUUUACGUGUGGCAGUGUUGUAAAAAGAAACUAAAGAUCACAUUUUACCUGUAUGGAUGGAAUAUCCCUUUUCUUCAAGUGCAGUUUGUGAUGUGUUUUGUUUUUUUUUUUUUUUUUUUGUAAUUAACAUGUUCUGAAGGUUACAAUUGAUAUUUGAAAUUGACUGUAGAGCAUUUAGUUGAAGAGUUAAGCAUUCAGUUCCAUUAGGUUUUCACAUGUGUUAAUCUCAUUUACAGCAUUGAAUUGCGGCAGUAACAUUUUCCUUUCUGUGAAGUUCUAAAUUUAGUUAUGACCUAUUUAGCAAUGCCUUUGAAAAGGGAUAUUGUAUCCAUGGUAAAUUAAUUGUAUACCUAAACAGAGAUAGCUCAUCUUUGCCUAUCAGGCUUGUAAUUGACAUCUAGUAGACUUCUGCACAUGUAAAAUUGAAUUCAAAUAAAAUCAUACACACUUUCUAGUUCUUAAUAUUUGUCUUUCUGAAUAAUAGUUUAAAGCAAUAUUUGUUAAAGUUUUCUUGCACUAUCACAAUUGCUUUUUAGUUAUUUCUCAAGAAGCAUGUUCGUAUUAGAGACAAAAUCUGUGUAACAGGAGGGAGAAUAGCGCCAAGUCUCUGGGCUAUUUUUUAUUUUUGCAAAUGUGCUUUCUAAUAGCCAUUGCCUUCCAUGUUGUUUACCUAAUCAGCAUAUUUUUGUCUGAAUACUUGAACAUUUUAACAGUAACGCAGGUGUAGAAUCAGAAAGGAAACUUAUGCAGAGUAAUAUUUUGGUUCAGUUUUAACAUCGUGACAAUGAGGGCUUUUUCUAGCAAUGAUUUUUAAAUUGUGUAAGUUUGACAGUAUUUUAUUGUUGGGUUUUUAUUUGAUUUUAGUUGUGUGCUUUUCAUUUGCAGAAGUUAGUAACUGCAGCUCACCUACUGCACCAAAGUUCUCGAUUUUAGGAGCCCAGCUUUAGUCAUUUGAACAUGCUUCUAAAUAAAAUAAAACAAAACCAAAACUAUACUUUUGAUCUAUAAUAAGAGCUCAAUAACUUUGUCAAGGAAAGCUCUAAUAUAUGCAGUGAUGGUUUAUGAAAGGGUGUGGCAAUUUUAAAUUUAUAUUGUGUGUGAUGUUCAAAUAAAGUGGUAUCUACAUUCAUGUGAUUUAUGGGUCAGCAUGACCAUUAAUUACUGAGUAGAAAUUGACUAAACUUUGAUUUCCUUUUUUUAAAUCGUGUUGCAUUUGAUUCCUGAGCAAAUUCCCUCAAAGUGAACUCUUGUUCUUAAAUUUUGAAUUUUAUGGUGAGAUUGUAAAGAUAGAGGCAAUUGAAACAUUGUUCCUUAUUUAUGAACUGCUUGAAGUGAAUACUUAAUUUAAGUUUGCACUUUAAUACCAAACUUAAAACCAAACACUCAUUUAAAAGUAGGUUAAGUGAUCAUGGAUCAUUGUUAUUAGCUUUGUGGCUUUGUGAAAUUCUAAAGGAAUCAAAUAAUUCAUCAUGAUUUAAAUUUUCUAGAGAUUUUGAUUUUUUUAUAAUGUUUCUUUCCUGUAGAUUGUGUUCUUGUUUCUCUCUCUCUCUCUCUCUCUCUCUCUCUCUCUCUCUCUCUCUCUCUCUCUCUCUCAAAAUUACAGUGUUCAUUGUCAUUGACCUCAGCAGCAAAUUUGACUUGAAUUCACUUAGGAUCGCAGGAAUCAGGGGAAAGUGAUUUUAAAGGUGGUUUCUCCAGCACAUUUUAAGAAAAGGGACCAAAAGUUAUUUUAGCUUCCUCAAUAGAUUGCAUGUUGCUUAUUAGGAUAAUAAAUUAAUAUUAAAUGCAAUAUAUGUCUUGUCUUUAUUAUGGCAUCUAUUUAGGAGUUGUUCAAAUCACUGCAGUAGGGCUCUGCAAAUAAAAUAAUGUAACCUAUUAUCAUGGAUCUAAUGUACUGUAACUUUAUCAGUGAAAGGUAAAAUCUCAAAUAACAAGUACAAACAUUGAACAAUUACCUAUAAAGAUUUGUAAAAGUAAAAUUUUUCCAAUAGAUUUCAUUCUUGUCAUUUUGUAAGACGACCCUGCAGUCCACCUGUUUGUAACUUUUUUAAUAAAAUAGACAUCUGUAUUACUGA
Messenger RNA from Homo sapiens (human), 4057 nucleotides. RefSeq names its product RAP2C, member of RAS oncogene family (gene RAP2C). Gene Ontology annotation, molecular function: GTP binding; G protein activity; GDP binding. Bases 909 to 1460 code for a protein of 183 amino acids. NCBI's taxonomy places the organism in Eukaryota, Metazoa, Chordata, Mammalia, Primates, Hominidae. The transcript is spliced from 6 exons. Gene Ontology annotation, biological process: signal transduction; Rap protein signal transduction; positive regulation of DNA-templated transcription. Gene Ontology annotation, cellular component: recycling endosome; membrane; cytoplasm. The record is from RefSeq and is a predicted model, not a curated record.